Messenger RNA from Hydra vulgaris (swiftwater hydra), 1383 nucleotides. RefSeq lists its product as uncharacterized. The record is from RefSeq and is a predicted model, not a curated record. Lineage: Eukaryota; Metazoa; Cnidaria; Hydrozoa; Anthoathecata; Hydridae. Gene Ontology annotation, molecular function: protein binding. Gene Ontology annotation, biological process: signal transduction.
AUACAGUUUAGCAUAGAAGAAUUUUGUAUAUUUUUAUUUUGAACAUAACUCGAAAACAUUGUAUAACUUACUAUUGUGUAAAAGGCUGAAUAAAAACAAAUAUUAGACAAUGUGACUCAGAUCAGUUUACAAUUUAAAAAGUUUAUAAUUAUUGUAUUUUUACUAUUGAUGAGUGUAUUUGUAACAAUGACACUUAACUUCAAGUCAUGAAAUUGUUUUGCUGAUAUUUAUAAAAUAUAUUUUUAAUACUCAAUUUUUAUAUUUUCUAUAGCAUCAGACUUUUUACUUAAUUUUUUAUAUUUUCUAUAGCAUCAAACUUUCACUUCUUUAUUUUUGAAGCUCUUGAAUAAACAUUAAGUUAAUUACAUUGAAAAGAGCAUCAUGUUUUAUGUUUAUUUUGUAAUUUUACACAUUUUGUCUAAUUUUGCUUUUUUUUAAUCUCUUUGCAUGAGAAUGUUAAAAAAUGGAAGAGAGAAACAGACAGAGAAAUGUUUCAAAACAUAAAUUUACACUUAAGUUUAAAUGAAAAGAAUUAAUCAUUAAAAGUCAACUUAGAUGUCUUAUGAGGUUUGUAUUCUACACUCUGGUAAUGAUUCAAAUAUUAUUUUCAAGAUAAAAAACUCUUUCAAAGCUGCUAAGUCUCGAAUAACAUUUGAAAUUAUAGACAUAAAAACAAAUCAGCAAGUAGAAGCAAUUGUUGCUAUUGCAUUAAGGGAUUAUAAAGAGCGUAAAAUGAAUUUAAUUAUUAUCAUAUCACUAGCGUUUCUUAAUACUAUUUGGGUUACUGGGUAUAAAACUAGAAUCCUUAAUGAUAUUCUAAAUUAUCCUUCUGAAAAUGUUCUUCAUAUAUGGGCAGAAGAUGUUAAUGAACAAAUUAUGCGCAUGUAUAGUACACACCUAUGUCAAACACAUAUAGGAUUUAAAAGGGUUUUAUUUAAAGAUUUAAAUUAUUUAUCUUCAGAUGAAAUAGCAGAAAAAAUAGAACAUAAACUUUUUGAACAAAAGUCAUCUGUAUGGAGCCAAGAUAAAAAAGCCGCAUACUAUGCUUUAGAUGAAGACUUUUUUCCUUUAGAUAUAAAAAAAUCAACUUUAAAAUUACACGAAUUAGGAGUUAUUAAUUUACAUAACAUAGCAGUAAAGCUAAACGAAGGUUAUUGGAAAAAAUUAGCUAAUUUGUUGCAUUUUAACCCGAUAGCAAUACAGUUACUAGAAAAAGAAACCUUUCCUGCAGAUAAAAUGUUGGAAGACAUAGUUAAAAUUAAUCCAUUCUUUACUCUUGAAAAUUUGAUUGAUUUGUUAAAAGAGAUAAAUCUCACAGAAAUUGUUACUUAUAUUCAAAAAGUAGUGCUAUUAUAAAUAAAUAUCGUCCGACUAUCUUCUAAA